AUGCGCAGGAAUCGCGACCAGAUCAUAUCAGACAUGCCCGGCUUCGAGUUGCUCAGCGAGCCUCUCGUCAUGAAAUACUUCAAGACGUUGGCCGAGUUGUUCAACUUUGCAGGCUCCUACUUCGAUUCGGAAAGGCUGUUGCUUUUGGCUAGACAAGACCCAGAAUUUGGGAACUACAGCUACUACGCGGUCACGAUUGAUGCUUUUCUCAAAAGCUUCCAGGCCAAUAGGCUUCAAUGGCAACACACUUACGAAAUCUUCCAAACGGGGCGGCGAUGUCACUUGUUUUUUGACCUGGAGUACCGCAAGGCUUGCAACCCCAACCUGUCGGCACAUGAUCUGGUGGAUACAGUGCUCUUGAUCACCGAAGAGAUCUGUCGAGAAACAUAUGGAACGGGGAUCUGGAGAGAACGCAUCGUUGAAUUAGACGCCUCGUAUGCCAGCAAGUUCAGCCGGCACAUCAUAGUUCCCGUUUACGGCAGGUGCUUCGCAAACGUCCAUGAAGACAUGAAGUGCUUCGUUGACAAGAUUGUUCACCGAACAGGCGCGAGCAUAACGUCCAGAAUCAUCAUCAACAAGGCUUUUCUAUCGUACUCGUUUAAAGGCUUCAAGUUCUGCCAAAACGUCAACCGAAACCAUACGCAGAACAACGCAAUAGGAUACAGGUCUCCGUUCAAGUCGCUGCCAAACAGUCUGGUCGAAGAAGCGAGGGCGGCGGUUUGCAAAGCUCUGGGGCAAAGCUCACCUGCGAAGUCUCCUGCGUGGGGGGAGCUCGAGGAAGUAGACCCAGCUUUUACUUCCGCCGCCCUGCAAGUUCUACACGCGCUCGAAGAUCGCCCCACGAAAAAGGCGAAGGCAGAGCAAGCCCCGGAGACACAGGUGGACAGGGCACGCGCGAAUGUCGACUCGGAGGCGGCCGGGGGAGGGCCAGCGGAAUGGGGCGCUGAUGCGCGGCCGCUCGAGACGGCCCCGGGCGACGCUGACGUCAGCGAGCAGUUGUUGAACGAGACCGGGCAGGGAAACGGGCACGCGGUCGGGGGAGAGCCCUCGGGGUGGGGCGCCGAUGCGCGCGAGCAGCCCACGCAGCCGCUGACGGACGCCGCAGCGGAGGAGGGCGGCGACACGCAGCCCCUCGAGCCGGCCCUGGACGAAGCUAAUGCGAGCGUAUUGGGCUAA
Messenger RNA from Klebsormidium nitens, 1176 nucleotides. The record is from the annotation of a GenBank genome assembly. Lineage: Eukaryota; Viridiplantae; Streptophyta; Klebsormidiophyceae; Klebsormidiales; Klebsormidiaceae.